Molecule: messenger RNA, 1571 nt
Organism: Empidonax traillii (willow flycatcher)
Lineage: Eukaryota; Metazoa; Chordata; Aves; Passeriformes; Tyrannidae
Gene: FKBP4
Product: FKBP prolyl isomerase 4
Exons: 10
Coding region: 170-1519 (449 amino acids)
Molecular function (GO): protein binding; peptidyl-prolyl cis-trans isomerase activity
Source: RefSeq, a predicted model, not a curated record
UGCGGCGAGAGCAGCAGGCAAAGGAGGCGUGCGGCGCCCGCCCCCGCCCGCGGUGCCCGGAGCCGAAGGUGCAGCGAGGCGCUCCCCCAGCCCCGUUCCCGGUGUCCCAGUCCAGCACCGACCCCGCGAGGCGGCCCUUCCCUGCGCAGCGGUGGCAGCGGCGGGCGGGAUGACGGCGGAGGAGAUGAAAGCGGACGGGGCUCCCCUGGAAGGGACAGACAUCACCCCCAAGCAGGAUGAGGGCGUCCUCAAGGUUGUCAAGAGAGAAGGCAGCGGGACAGAGUCUCCAAUGAUAGGUGAUAAAGUGACUGUCCAUUACACAGGAUGGCUUCUUGAUGGCACAAAAUUUGACUCCAGUCUGGACAGAAGAGACAAAUUUUCAUUUGACUUGGGGAAAGGUGAGGUGAUCAAAGCAUGGGACAUUGCUGUGGCGACCAUGAAGAUUGGCGAAAUCUGUCGGAUUACAUGUAAACCAGAAUAUGCCUAUGGCUCAGCUGGGAGCCCCCCAAAGAUACCUCCCAAUGCUACACUGAUUUUUGAGAUAGAACUUUUUGAGUUCAAGGGGGAGGACCUCACUGAUGAAGAAGAUGGUGGCAUCAUCCGGAGAAUCCGUAAAAAAGGGGAGGGCUACUCCAAGCCCAAUGAGGAUGCACUUGUAGAGAUCCAGUUUGAAGGCCGAUAUGGAGAUCGUGUUUUUGACAAGCGGGAAUUGCGGUUUGAGAUCGGGGAAGGUGAAAACUUUGAUCUUCCUCAUGGUCUGGAGAAAGCAAUUCAAAAAAUGGAGAAAUCGGAGGAAUCCGUGUUCUAUCUCAAACCCAGCUAUGGUUUCGGAAGCACUGGGAAUGAGAAAUUUCAGAUCCCUCCAGAUGCAGAGCUGCAGUAUGAAGUGAAACUCAAAAGCUUUGAAAAGGCCAAGGAGUCUUGGGAAAUGAACACAGAUGAGAAGCUGGAACAAAGCUCCAUUGUGAAGGAGAGAGGCACUCAGUACUUCAAGGAGGGAAAAUACAAACGAGCAGCGUUACAGUAUAAGAAGAUUGUGUCGUGGCUGGAGCAUGAAUCAGGACUCUCCGAUGAGGAGGAAUCAAAAGCCAAAAGCUUGAGGCUGGCUGCGCACCUUAAUCUAGCUAUGUGCCAUCUCAAGCUAAAGGAGUACUCACAGGCUUUGGAAAACUGCAACAAGGCACUCGAAUUGGAUAGCAACAAUGAAAAAGGCCUCUUCCGGCGUGGAGAAGCGCAUUUGGCUGUCAAUGACUUUGAGCUGGCCCGAGGAGAUUUCCAGAAAGUCAUACAACUUUAUCCAAGUAACAAAGCUGCCAAAGUGCAGCUGGUAACUUGUCAGCAGAAAAUACGGGAGCAGCAUGAGAAGGAGAAAAAGAUGUACGCCAACAUGUUCCAAAGGCUUGCAGACAAAGACUUAAAGUCAGCUGCUACUCUUCAGACCAGCCACACUGAAGAUGCAGAAAUGAAAGAUGAGCAGAAUGGAGUUGAAGAUAAAUCAGAAGUUGAAGCAGAAGCAUAAAAACAAACCUUAUUCCAUUAGUUUUGUAAAUGAAAGAAUUUCCAGUGAAUUA